ACCCAAACAAUAUAAUAAAAUAAAAUAAAGAAACUGCUUCUGAGCCUUAAGAUUUGUCUGGCACUCCUUGUCUCUUCUGCAUGUGAGGCAAUGAUGGGGCUGUAGCAAGCAGGAGUGCAGGGGCGCGGGAUUGGGGUGAGGCGCGAUGUGUAGGGGCAUCAUUGCUGGCAGUGGGGCGCAGAGUGCAGGGCUGGUGCAGCAGGCGAGUGCAGGCGCGCAGAGGAGGGGCUGGCUUGGUGCAGAGGGGGGUGAUGAGUGCUGCUCCGGUGCAGAGGAUCUGGGCUGAGGCGAGGGGAUCUGGUGCAGAGGAAGGCUGGCGCGGUGCAGAGCUGGAGAUUGAUGCAGAUUCGGUGCAGGGCAGGUGCAGGAAGCAAGGUCGGUGCAGAGCAGAGGCGCAGGUUCGCGGCAGAGUGCAGGCUCGGUGUAGGCAAGCAAGGGUGUAGGCAGGAGGGUCGGUGCAGGCGAGGGCGCAGAGCAAGAUCGGUGCAGGCGAGGGCGCAGAGCAAGACCGGUGCAGAGCAGGGGCGUGGAGCAGGGCAAGGUUCGGGUGUGUGGGGGUGGGGAAGAAGUUUCCAGAUCCAAUUUUUUAUUUCCCCCUUUUGUUUUUUUUGGGUUUUGGGUUUUGGGUAAUUGGAUUUGAGUAUUUGGGUUUUGAUGAUUUAAUGGGCUCAAUUGAAAUGGGUUGGUGUUAAGUUUGCAACUUUGAUGAAUUUCACAUUUAAACUUUUGAGUUCUUCAAUUGAGUCCUUUUUUGAGUUUCUUUUCCCAUUUCUACUUGAAUUUCUUUUUGUACAUAGCACCAAUGUUUUCAAAACCGGACCGGUCAUUGAACCGUUUUCAGGUCCGGUUCCCGGUUUGACCGGUUCAACUGAUUGAACCGGUGAACCGACCGGUCCAAACAAUAAGGAAGGUUUGAUGAG
This is a messenger RNA of Rubroshorea leprosula, 920 nucleotides long. The record is from the annotation of a GenBank genome assembly. Lineage: Eukaryota; Viridiplantae; Streptophyta; Magnoliopsida; Malvales; Dipterocarpaceae.